AUGUCAGAUACCAUGAUAUCAGCUAAAUCGGUUGUUGAUGUUUUUCCUCUCGGAUGUCAGUACUUAUUGGAGUUUUGUCAUAAAGAUAGUAUACUCAAUAGAUCAAGCACUUUAUCAAGUGACCAGCCUUCUGAUUUCUGGAGAACUUGGGAGUCUGGUGGACUAUUCGAUGAGCUCUAUAUCUCUCAAAAUACUAUCGUAUGGAGCUGUGGGACAGAAACAGCUUGUUCCUUUCCGAAGCUUGUACUCAAUUUCGAUACUCCGGUCAUAGACGCGUUCAAAUCUUCAUUUUUUCUACCUGCUCUUCAUUCUGGUCAGGGAUUUUUGCCUCAUGUAAACGAGAAUAUACCUGGACGAAUUCAAGAAGGAUUGUCUAUUUUUGAGUCGGAACGUAUGACUUUUAUUGAUGAUUCGGGAGAACAAUACACAGUACGGAUUCCAUGUCGUAUAAGAGAGGUUUGGGCUCUGAAUACUCUUGUACUUCUUGAACGUCAGCCAAAUAAUUAUGAAGUCAGGUCCGAAAAUCCUAACACAACACCUACGAGUUCAUGUGCAUUGUUUUCAAUGUUCAGCCUCACACACCCACUUGAUGAAGCUGCUCCUGUUAUCUUAAAAGUUCCUUUACCUAAUGGAGGCUUUGGAAUAGGUUUCGUCAGUGAUGUACAUUUAAAAAUAAUCGGUGUUAUUGCACCGCUUAAUAUGGUUAUAACAUAUCACUCCUUAACCAGGUUACAUUCUGUUUGGCUUUUAGAGAAGGCCUCGUCACAUGACUACAUAUAUUUGUAUCAAAUGGAUCCUGAUGGCCGUGCCAGUGUGGCUACACAUGCGUUGACUGGUCUGGUUUAUCAACCUGAAUCUGUGAAGCAUGUUAAAAGUUUUGAUAAGGAUUUAAGUACUUUUGAUGAACACUCCGUCCGAUGUUCACUGAACUCUACCAUUUGUUUGAGUCCUUUUGCCGCAUCGUUAUCACGUUUAACGAGAACUGAAAAGCAAUCUUUUCGUCUGAAUCACAGUGGCAAUCGUCGAUCUCCUGGUCAAUCCUUGUCUGCUCCUUUUACGCCUACGAAUCUCGAUUCUUACAUCAGCCGUCUCUCUAAUGUCACACCUAACAACUUGAGCCAUCUGCAAUGUACAGCCAACAGUCCAUCGGGUUUUCUCUUAAGAAGGGGAUCUCUUGUACAAGCACAGCAGGCAGGAAAUAAUUGUACACCCAAACCAGUAGGUAGCAUUCAAACUCCGAAGCACAACUUAAUCAACAUAACUACACUACAUGGACGACUCUCUUCUACGAGGCCCAAUAUUUAUUCUUCUAAUCUGCAUGAAACUCCUGUUCGAACUGAAAAACUCUACACUAUUGAUCCCGAUCAGGUUGAAAAUUUACUGGAUGAGCCACUGCUCCCGAAAGUUUGUUUGCGUCUGGUAUGGUCAGAGACUCCUUCAGCACGAUCGCAUAGCACACUAACUAACACUGGUUUUUUCAGUCCAUUAAAUAAUGAAUCCAGUCACAAAAAAGAAAACGUUAGUAAUUUUGUUCCUUACGUCUCUGAUCUACCGGCUUCCGGUCGAUUCGCUUUGCUAAGUCGUCGUCUACCAAAUUUACCUUUUCCAGCGUCUAGAGCUGAAUCAAUUAUUUUUAAUAGUCCUAGUACUACGAAAAGCAAAGCUCUUUCUGGUAACUUAUGUAACUCUUCUCAGGCAGUACCAAAGGAUAACAAUGUAACUCUUCCACUACAAAAAUCUGGUCCAGUGAAAUCACGUGCAUUUUUGGCCGUUGAUAUAAUAUCUACCUCGUGGAUUUGUUUUCUUACCGGCACAUCUAUUUUGGAUUGUAGACAGUCCAGAUUAGCUUGCUUACGCAUAAAUGAUAAUUAUAUCGAUUGUAAACAGCCUAAAGACUUCCCAACAGUUUUUGGUGAUUUAGUUUAUCUUCGAGCCUGUGAUGCCGUGUAUGUGCCUUAUUCACGAAUAACUAUUUGUUUGGAACCGGGAGUUGGCAUAGUUUUAUACUCAGGAAUAAAAAAGAUUUGUUUACUUGGCUUAAGUCCACCUCCGCUUCUCAGCAUGUACCUUGGCGUAGGUGGUCCACAAACUGUAAAAUCAAGGUUGAGACAUGCUGCGUCAAUUGUUGAAGUACCCUUUAUCGUGCGACCUGAUCUCUUGAACACUGAACGAUGGCAUCAGAAUACAGUUCAUUCAGUGCUGUCUAAAUGUAUAUCUGUUAUGACUUCAAACCAAAUGUUGAUUGAUCAGUCUUAUACAGUUUCAUCUGGAUCAAUUUCCAAUAAAAAAACCUUUUGUUUUAGCGAACUCUCAAGUGAUCUGAUAAAUAUCAAGGAACUGCAUACUAAACAGGGUAAUGACCAUCUUUGCGAAACGAACCAUUCGAAUAUAGAUACUGAAAAUUGCAGUGAAAUAAAUGCAUCGAACAAUCAAUCCGAAGUAAAAUCUAUGGAGAGAAUUUCUUUGUGUGAUCCAGCUGGGAAUUCUUUUACGAUAGCAAAUCAAAGUAAAGCUACUGGAGUAGAUAAAUCUGCGAACUUCGUAGAUUCUAAUCAAUUUUUUCGUGUGUAUUUGCCAACCACUGCAGAAAACGAAAUGGUUCAACGAUGUUUAACGAGUUUGAAUCGUUGUCUACCUGAAGAUGCAAGUCUUAUGCUUUUUGCUCGUUGGUAUGUAAUAUCAAAUGCUCCAGGAACGAAAAGUUCAUAUAAAUUCCAAGAACCCGAGACAAGUUAUUGCGACGAUACAGGUGAUCUUGGGAUAAACUAUUUUGAUGGACCUGGAGAAUGGAAUCGUUUUGCUAAUUUUAUAUUAUCAGCUUCAGGUUUUUCUUUUUAUCAUCGACACACUGGAAACAUCGUAUCUUCGGAAUGUCAAAAUAAUGUAGGUGGCAUCUUCCGAUCGUCUAAACGCCGUCGACCCGGUCCUGAAGAAUCUUCAGAAUUAGAUUGGAAUAACUUGAUCGAUCUCUUAGAUUUAGGGUAUGAUAAUGAACUAGUUCAUCCAUCUUUAUUUUUACCAAAAUCAACUAAUUUGUUGUUUAUGAAACUGGACUUCGAAAAAAAUCUGGCUUUUAGUGAUCAAAAACAAUCCGUUUAUCUUUCAUAUGUUCGUGAUGAUCCUGAUAGUCGUAUUAUACUUUCUUAUCUACCGACAAUAUUGUUCGCCUUUCAUUUAACAUAUGAGGAAGCUAAAUUGAAUUCCAUUUUACAAGAUAAAGUGAAGCAUCUAGCCGAACUCAAUUUCAUCAUUUCAAGUAUAUUAAAUUUGCCGGCUUAUACUACGUUUUAUGAAAAUGAAUAUCCAAGUUUGUGUAACUUGUCUUUAGUUACUGAUGCCAAAUUUCCAACUAAGUAUUUAAAGUGGCCGAAUAAAAUAUCGUUUGAUAUUGCACCUUGCUUGUUAUCAUGGAUAACAAGACAGUUGGAAUCAGUUUUUUCUGGUGGGACUUCUGUUAGAAUAAAUCCUUAUCCUUAUCUGACUGGUGUAAAUGAUUUGGCAACUGCCUUAGCAGGAGUAAUCGUUUCAGCUUUAUCCACAGAUAAACUGGAGGUACUUAAAAGCUCUGAUUUAAAGUCCGCAGUUCAAUAUCUUUUGGAGUUUUGGUCUGAUCAUAUAUUCACAUGGAAAACAUUCGUAAAGUCGAGUGGUUCAGUUUAUGAAUGUGCAUCAAGGAAAAGAGAUGAUUUUCCUAUAUUUAAUGAUGAAGAAGUUAAACAUUGGCUACAGAAUGCUGGACCUUACGCUUGUUCUUAUGUCGAGACACUUUUAACUUGCGUUACAUUAUCUAGUAAUAAAUUUUCUCAUAAAAAUGAAUCAACUGGUUUACCGAUUUCUGCACAACAUUUGGCAUUAUUAUUUCUUAGUCGAUUGGAGUCGAGCAGUACAGUGUUCUAUGGUGUGUUGAGUAGGAGAUUACGUGUACUUCCACCUGGAUUGUCAAUGGUUUUACGUAUUUUUCUUAACCGUUGCCGGCUGCAUCCUCCGCCUAAUUGUGAUCCUCAUGUAUAUAGUUUGAUGGGACGUACUGAUUUGGCGAAGCAAGCACAUAUGUUGAAUCAUCAGGAAAACUCUAUCUUUGAUUCAGUAUUUAAUUCUAAUUCUGUUAGUACAAGUUCUGAGCCAAUUAGUCUAUGUAAAGUAUUAUCUGUGCCUUCGUCUGUCGGUGAAACUUCUUCCUGGUCUAUCGGAGAACGCUGGUCAAAUUUAGUUCUUCCUCUUCGAGAUAUAGACUCAUUAUCCUCGAAUGUGGCUGUAUCAUCUCAUGCUCUUUUGUACCAUAUAGAAAACAACCCAUGUUGUCAAGCUUCUUUCAAGGAUGAUUUACGUCUUCGUGAAGCAUAUCGGCUUCUUCAAAGUUUCAGUCAUAUUCGUCUUCCUCGUCUGAAUUCCGAAGAUCCUGUCAGUACAUCUCCCAAUAAUGCUUCUGGUUCUGAUUUAAAUGCUCGUUUGACAGAAGCACGGUUUGAGAUGCACUUAGCUGCAGCUGGUAUUCGUGUUUGGGCUUCUGUUAUUGGUCGUGGAAUGCUGACUUUUGGAAUCCUUACAGGUUCGAAAGUACCAACACAACUUCGUGUACCUCCAAUAUGUUUACGUGGUCGAGCAAUUUCUCCAAGCAGUGGAAGGCGUGUUUUGGUUGACCUCGCUCGAGAGCCCCUCGGGCCUGCUAAUACAAAUGUGGGUGCCAACAGGACUGGAACUGCUGAAGCGAUUGCGAGUGGCUUAGACAUAGCUGGGGGUAGUGGAGAUAGACUUAGAACCACUGGUAUCCAGAGUGUUGACGCUUCUAAUCAUCCAGGAAAUUCUGUGGCUCUAGCUAUCGCUUCUUCAUUAGCCUCAUGUGGUGCAGGGGCAUCUUUGCGUACUGUAUCCUUAGGACUGAAACGUAUGACACCAAGCAAUAACUUGCUUAACAAUUAUGCCAGUUCCAAUAUUUCCACGACAGCUACAAACUCAGCGUCUUCUACUGCUUCAUUGCUGUCCACUGCCAACAUUCAACAGGCCCCAGGAGUACUGGCUGCAAAGCACUGGCCAGAUUUUCAUAAUGGAGUGGCUAUUGGUUUAAGUAUAUCACCUCAUGCCUCGAUAGAUGCAACAUGGAUUUUAUAUAACUGUCGUGCUGCCGGAUUCACAUCCACUAAUAAUUCCAGAAAUAAUCUUCGUACUAAUCAAGAUUCCACAUCAUCCCAGGACACGUCUAGUCCAGAACAAGCUGGUCUACUUCUCGGUUUGGGUUUAAAUGGUCAUUUAAACAAAAUUACACCUUAUGAUAUAGGAGAAUAUCUUGUACGAGUGCAUGACUUGCACAAUAUGGCUGUACUUUUAGGGUUAUGUGCUGGGAGACGAGGUACAAUGGAUCAGUCUGUUUUGCGGCUUAUUGCAGUUCAUUACCGUCCACUUUUGCCUUCCAAUCCUUUGAUUAAUGUCCAACUUAGUGUUCCUAAUUUAUGCCAAGCGGCUGCCAUUUUCGGUCUUGGGUUACUUUAUCAGGGAUCAGCACAUCGACAUAUUACUAAUUUAUUGAUUAAUGAGCUAGGUCGUUCGUUAAGUGAAGAUUCUCAUUCUGAUGCACAUUUAGGAUUAAAUGCAGAUACGGACUCCCAGCAAACUGUUUCUAAUGCAUCUAAUAAUAAUCCCACAAAUAAUACCAUCGGUUGGACUGGUGCUGGUGGCUCAGGGGGUUUUGCAGGUGACAGCUGUGAGCUUAUGGCUCUUUCAGCUGGUCUUGCACUCGGGCUUGUACUCCUACAGAGAGGUGAUACACCAUGUGGUUUGUCUGAUCUACAAUGGGCGGAGAAAUUACGUGCGUAUAUGACUUCGGGACCAAGGAGUACGAAUUCAGCUGUUGCAGAGAAUCAACAAUUCACCGUGCAUUUCUCAUGUGAUCUUCAUGAAAGAUGUUUACCUAUUCAGCGCGUGAAAGGGAGAGGUGCUCCCCAUCGACUAGUAGACCAUUCAAGACGACCUCAUCAGACGAGUGUUGAACCUGUUAGUCCUCAAAAUAAUUUAUCAGAUUCUUCUACAAGAGGUGCUUCUCUCUCUUCAAGUACCUUUCGAACUCCCAGCUUACUGCUGCACAGCGAUUACUCAACGGAACCUCUAGUUGAUCCAGAGCGAUUUCUAACCAAUGAGCAUUUACAUAAUUCUAUGGAUGUCAGAGGAAUCUCUUCAUCCAGUCGACAACCUUCAUCUCGUCGUCGCAGUUUAUCUAAUACUGGUCCUGCGACAUCUCCAACUCUAACAAAUGGCCCUAAUAGAAUUUCAUCUACUGUUUCUGACCUUGCUGGUCGUUUGGACGAAUGUUCAACUAAAACAACAUGGAAAAAUCCUCAGAUAAGGGAUCUCCACUGCUACAACGCAGAUGUUAGCGCCCCUGGUGCUAUGAUGGCUCUUGGAAUGGCUUAUUUGGGUAGUGGUAAUUCCACCGUCAGUAGUUGGCUCCUUCCACCAUCUUCUUUACGCCAGUUGGAGCUUAUUCGACCCGACUUGCUCUUGUUCCAAGCGCUUGCCUAUGGUCUUGUUAACUGGAAUUCCAUAGAACCAACUCAAGAAUGGAUAGAUUCUUACAUACCGGAACAAUUGUUUGAAAGGCUUAGCGAGUCCAUCAGACCAAGGCCAAAGUUACAUUCACCGAGCGUCUCAGAUAUUCGUGCUACAUUGGGGCAGGCUGAUUUAUCCAGUGAAGAUGAUGUUGAGAAUCGAUGUCCAGAUCAAAUAUUUACUGAUUCUUUAUACCAUGCAUAUGGACGUUCUGCAUAUAAUAGGGGUCGUCGAAGUACAUUAAAUAAUGUUCGUGGUCGACCUGUUCGACGGUCAAGGAGAUAUGAUAUAAGACAAUGGUCUGAAGAGGAAUCUAGUGUCAACAAUAUCAAAGCCGUCCCUGGAAAAAGCGAGUGGUUCGAUCAAUUUGGAUUGCAAAAUAAAGAUUCUGUGGAUAUUGAAGCCAUAAGUUUGGCUUAUUUAAACAUCCUAGUUGGAUGUGCUCUAGCUAUGGGUUUGCGUUACGCUGGGACAUCGAAUUCAAAUGCAGCUAAUACACUAUAUUCUCUUGCAAGAAGUCUUUUAAACGAUACUUGGUGGCCUCCAUCAUAUUUUACCGUUAAAUCACCGUCUCAAAAUAAGCAGUGUGAUUCAGAACAAAUAAAGACAUCUUUACCGAAGUCCACGUUAGUUCAAAGUGCAGCUCAGUGUCUCUUAGCUCUCGCUAUGAUACUUGCUGGCUCUGGCAAUCUGACUGUUCUUAAAAUAGUUCGGCAACUGCGAGCUAUCCAUCUAUUCAAUUCUAAACCGGAUACUUUGAGUUCUGGACCAAGUAACAGUACUGCAUCAGACUCACUCUAUCAUACUGUUACAGCUGCCGCAGCUCGUGCUGCUGCGACCACGCAAACCGUUUCCACUAGCUCAACAGGAGCGUCUGUUAGUGAUCCCGUAUCUGUAGCGUCGGUAUUUGGUGCUGCUCUUGGUCCAAGUUAUGGAUUACAAAUGGUUCUCGCUAACAUCGUUGGUUUGUUAUUUCUUGGCGGUGGACGAUUAACGCUAGCAAAUACACCGGAAGCUGCUGCAAUGCUGAUUAUAUCCUUUUUCCCUCUUCUUCCUACAUUCGCUGGUGAUAAUUGGUAUCAUUUACAAGCUCUUCGUCAUUUUUAUGCUCUCGCUACCAUACCUCGACGCGUUUGUGCUGUAGAUGUUGAUACUGGUCGAGUUGUUCUGUCUAAUUUUGAGGCCAAACUACGUGAAUCCGAUGUUAUAGUUUCAUCAAAUGACACUUUUGUCUUCCCAUCUGAUGUAUUAGAAAACAUAGCUUGGCUUGAAAUCAAUCAUAAUUCCAACAAAUAUUGGCCUACUGUUUUUUAUCAUGGGACAAAUAAUUGGGAUAUAUUUAGAAUGACAUUUUAUAAAGCUGGCUAUAUUUUUGUUAAACAACGAGAUGAAGGAGAAGAGUUGAACGUCCUACAAUCAUGGCUCGAAGAAUGUUUGAAACAGUGGUUGGAUUUAUGCAUAUUGAAACAAUUAAAGCUGUUAGUCGCUUUCUUGAAACGGUUUUCAUCAACAAACAAGUUGGCUAUAUCGAAUGGUCACGAUCGUACUGGAAAUUCAUCUCGAUUGUUGUCAUCAUGCUCUGAUUUGGGACGUCUUUUAGCUGCGCGAGUUACUCAGCAUUUUAUAAAACAUAAAGAUGAGCUUUCCGUUGGUUUGAAGAAUUACUACUUUGAUGUAUCCAGUGUUACAACUACUGCUAAUCAGCAUAACACAUUCCAAUCCAGACUAGUCAAGGCAUUCCGAUUGUGGUUCAGUUUACCUGACCAUACUAUUCUGUUACCUCAUCUACCUAAAGAUGAUGUACUACCGCUGGUCAACUUCCUUUCAGUUGUAAAACAACAUAGUCCUACAACACCAGUUCCGAACAUACUUUGGUUCCACAGAUUUCUUUAUACACAUAGUUAA
Messenger RNA from Schistosoma margrebowiei, 8445 nucleotides. The record is from the annotation of a GenBank genome assembly. NCBI's taxonomy places the organism in Eukaryota, Metazoa, Platyhelminthes, Trematoda, Strigeidida, Schistosomatidae.